Messenger RNA from Klebsormidium nitens, 2328 nucleotides. Lineage: Eukaryota; Viridiplantae; Streptophyta; Klebsormidiophyceae; Klebsormidiales; Klebsormidiaceae. The record is from the annotation of a GenBank genome assembly.
AUGUUCCGCCAGGCUUUGCACACGCUGGGGAGUGCUGCCAAGUGCAUGGGGCUGGGGCCAAGUUUGAGGAAGAUGACAUUGAGCAAUUCCGGGCCCAGCUUGAUUCUGAACUUUGAAGAUUGUGCUGAGCAGCUGAAGUCUGUGCUCAGAAUCUCAAGGUUACGAAAGAUUGCAGCGCGUUGCCUGCGUCCUGGCAGGCCCUUCUUUUCCUGUAGCCACCACGCUUUUCUGGUCUCGUGGUUGAUGCACACCAAUCCAGGCAGAAGCGAAGCGCUGAAGGCUGCAGUUUGCGUCACUGGAGGGUCCAGCGCAAUGGCUUCAAAGCGCGUGACUCGCAGCGUGGCGCGGCAAGACUCAGCCGCCGCCACAGGCAUCUCCGACAUAGGCCCAGAGUUGCUCAAUCUUGUACUCACCAAGCUCGCACCCAGCCCUCUGAACUUGGCCGCAGUCCCCUGUGUUUGCAAAGCCUGGCGCAGAAUAAUGCAGGAGCAGACUUGGCAGCAACUCUGCCUGGAGAUUGCUCCGGGGUUGUGCAGAGCGCUGGGGUAUGAUGCAGCUAGUCAGCCUCCUGGUGGCUGGGCGGCAAUGUACAAGCUCCUCUUUUUCUGCCCGGCCCAUUUCCACAUGUCCUGGUACUUUGACGGGUGGAGCUCCCUAGGGCACGUACAGACACAGUCCACCGGCUUCCUGACAGGGGCGGAGAUUGCCGCAGAGUUGCGCUUGAAAGAUCGGUUCAAAAGAGUUGUCCUGUUUGUCAGCCGACCGUGCUUUCACGGAGAUGAGAUAGGAGCCCGGCAUGCAACACGGGUGCACACCUGCCAGGGCCUGCUUCAGGAUGUUGCCAAGUCAGCCCUUGCGAAACGGGCGGGGGCAAGGGAGUACUCGCAAGCACCUCCCGAGUUGCAGCAGAGGAUGCGAGAGUUAGCGAGCGACCGCUGUCAGUACUGUCAAGCGGCUUUAUAUGAGCUUGAGUCCAGGGUCCUGGCUGAUAGAGAGUGUUCUUCCUCGGAGGACAUGGACUCGGACGAGGAGGGGCUAGAGGGGUUCGACUUCAGCGGUCAUGUGUGUGGGAACGGGCACGUUAUGCUUGAGAUCCUGGGUAAUCUGGGCGAGACGCCAUUUUCCGGUGCAGAGUCAGUGCGUGAAGUCGAGGAAGGUCGUCCUGUAGAAACUAGUAAAGUGAAGAAAGAGCUGUGUGGACUCUUUGGGUCGGACCCAAAUGCUGAGUUUGAACGCAAGCUGUGGAACACUUUGGACGCUUUCUCUAUGUUCAGGAAGCUGGAGUGCUUAGAGCGAGAGUUUCAGGAGAGUGGAUUGAAAGAUGAGAUCUGUGAGGACACAGAUGAGGAUGGCGAGGAGCGAAUAGUGCACAGCCCGCGGCAUCGGAUUCCUUGAGAGGGCGUCAGGUGUUGGCUGACUUGGAGCAAGAAUGGUAUGACAUGGAGAAGCAGGUUGUCAGCACUGUUGAAGCUUUUGAGAGGGACCUUGAUGAGGACUCAGAACCGGUUUUAGGGGCUGAUACAGAAUCUGUCAGGGAGUCUGGUCCAUACUGGGAGGUUUCGGCUAGUGAAAUUCAGUGCGUCAGGAAACUCCUGAACGUUGAGCCCCACUGUACGGAUAUCUUCGCCAGAUUCCUGGCCGGGAGUUGCAAGCGGAGUGCUAGCGUGGUUUUGGACACAGUGAAGAGGCUGAAACUGCUGAACUCGCCCCAAGAGCAGAUUAGGAGUGAACUGCAAGCGAUCCGGGAAAAGAGGGGGGAUGAGGUUGGAGCAGCGCUGCGAGUUGCUGGAUUACCCGAGGGAUCUUACUCGAACCCUUGGCCGGAUUAUGAGUCCGUUCGCAAAUACAUCUAUACGUCCGAAGACAUCUCGUUGGAGGAGGUGAUCCGCUGUCAGCAGAAAGCCUUAAAAACGGCGAAGGCAAGGAAGGGCGCAGAAGGUGAGGCAAGACGCGGCGGCGGCGCUGGGAAGAAAACGACCGCGCCAAGUGGAAGGCGUAGCAAGAGGUAAAAAGUAGUAUGGGUCGUUGAUCGACAUAAGAUGAUGCGCACCCUCGAAGUUGGCGGGAAGUGAAAACAGCGCCAUGCGAGAUGCAAAGAGACGGCAGAAAGUGUAGUCAGCCUGUGGGUACUCCGGAUGUGCCUACACAUGUGAGGUUGGUUUGCAAUUUUCAAGCUUAGAGCCCCUUUGUCUCUUCGCUGCUUAGAAGAGUUGACUCGGCUACUGUGCCACGUACUCUGACGCCGUUGCUUUCCGGAACAACGGCUCGAACCCUUUGCUUUGUGAACAUUGAUGCAACAUUCUAUAUAAACGCAAAGCAUAGCAUCCA